This is a messenger RNA of Ceratosolen solmsi marchali, 1786 nucleotides long. Its product is annotated as FAD synthase. Gene Ontology annotation, biological process: FAD biosynthetic process. The record is from RefSeq and is a predicted model, not a curated record. Bases 32 to 1390 code for a protein of 452 amino acids. The transcript has 6 exons. Lineage: Eukaryota; Metazoa; Arthropoda; Insecta; Hymenoptera; Agaonidae. Gene Ontology annotation, molecular function: FMN adenylyltransferase activity.
GUAAGCUCGAAGCUUUAAACCAACUGCGAACAUGGCAGAUGAACAAAUAGCAUCAUUAAUAAUUAUCGGUGAUGAGAUACUACGUGGACGAGUUCAAGAUGCCAAUACUAUAUAUUUAGCAAAAAAUCUGGAAGCUAAGGGCAUCAAAAUUCAAAAAGUUGUUAUUAUUCCAGAUGAGAUUGAUAUUAUCUCAAAAGAAGUCGCGGAAGCGUCUAAAAAAUACACGAUAGUCUUCACUUCCGGCGGGGUAGGGCCUACGCACGAUGAUUUAACUUACCAGGGAGUUGCUAAGGGUCUUGGAUUGGCCCUCAAGGAAAACAAGAUUCUUCUCAAUAAACUGUCGCUACUAUUUCCAAAUAAGCCCGAAUCCCGGCGUCUUGCUCUCGUCCCAAAUCCCUGUGAACUCAUUGACAUUGCAUCGAAUGAUUCGGAUGCCGGCUACGUCCUGGUGAAGGCCCGCAACGUAUUUGUGCUGCCGGGCUCGCCGCGUUACUUCCGAAGGGCCGCGGAGGCGGCGCUCGCCACCCUGGAGUCAGGCGGGCAACUCUACACCGAGAGCCUCGAGAUCGAGCUCGACGAGUUUGCGCUCGCCGAGCCCCUCGAAACCGAGGCCCGGCGCUGGCGGGACACCGUCACCAUCGGCAGUUAUCCACAGCGGCAUGGACCGAGGCCGAGGACGCGACUGGAUUUUGUCGCGCGGUGCCCCGAGGCCCUCGCCCAGGCGAAGGCCAGCGUAAUCGAGGCCCUGCCGGAGGAGGCGCGACCCGGGCCGACCGUUCACCUGCGCGCAGCGCUCGACGUCCUCGAGCAGUGCUACGCCAAGUACAAAGCUAACGAAGUAUUUCUAAGCUUUAAUGGAGGCAAGGACUGCACUGUCGUACUUCAUUUGGUUAUUACGUUUGCCCGGCUACGAGGAUACGAUCCUCCUCUAUGUUUAUACGUAACUGGCGAUGCAUUCCCCGAGGUGGACGAAUUCGUGAGAAACACGGCCAACAAUUACAGGCUGAAGAUGGUACGUAAGAGCGGAUCUAUAAAGCAGGCUCUAGCGGCAUUACUCGAGGAGUAUCCUAAGCUGGCGGCUUGCUUGCUGGGUACGAGGAAGGCCGACCCUGGGGCUCAGUGCCUGGAGUCGUUCGCCCCGACUGAUCCAGGCUGGCCUGAGAUCAUGCGAGUCAGUCCCAUCAUCGAUUGGAAUUAUAAACAGGUCUGGGACUACCUUCUGCGAAACAAUGUCUCUUACUGUUCGCUGUAUGACGAGGGCUACACGAGCCUCGGGGUCAGGGAGACGACGACCCGGAACCCUCUGCUGAAGCACCCGAGCGAGCCCAAUAAAUAUUUGCCGGCUCACACUCUCGUCGACGACUCGACGGAACGCCAGGGUAGAGAGUAGCUCCAUGGAACUCUUAACAGCAUCUUCCCAAAUUGGAUUAUUUGCUUGGAUAGAACAAGCGCAAUGGAGAUAACGAUAGUGUGAAUGUUCAAAGUCUUGUAUUUGAAAUAUGAAAUAUGGGAGUAGUGUCGGGAUGGUAGCGUUUAUUAACAAUUUAAUUCGAUAGAUUAACGGCUCUGCGAAUGAAAAGCUUACGAGCAUUAAUCGGUUACCUUCUUCCUUGUCGCAUUUUAUUGUUUUCAGGAUGUCGUUACUUUUAAUUUGGUAGACAAGAUUGCUAAUAUCGUACGGAAUUGUAAUGUCAUUGCAAUCUCUACCCUUCUAAAUUAAUUAAUUUCUCCUCGAUUAAACUAUCAUUUGAAAAUAUAUUUUAUAUUUAUAUGGCCUAAAAGUAUC